AAAAGCUAAUUUUUGUUUUCAUAAUUUUUUACGAUAUAACCAAUUUUGACUUUAUGGCUAUGUUUCUAGUGUGAACCCUCUCCCAAUGAAAAAGUUGUAUUCAUGAAUCUAAACGUUCUCUUGUGUUUCAAAACGAUUACAAUUUCAAAAGUUUGCCUCCCAUGAUUGGUGUAAGAUGCUGUAAACAUAAUAUUUUCGAUGAAAAUAUCAAUUCCAUUAAUAGCGUACACAUUCCGAAAACAACACUAGAGAAUGAGUGGCCCAGAAAUAUUUUUCGCUCGAGCAGUAUUUAUUUUUAGCCUCCACGUGGUGGCGAUAGUCUGCGUUUAACCAGUUUGCACGAGACGCACGAGAAGAAGAACUCACCCUCGUCAUCAGCGACAAACAUGGCGGCGCGCACUCGCUUGCCCUUGCAGUCAUUACUUCAUAAAAAUGGACAUGUGUUUAGAAGCGACCGGAUCGUUCAUACAAAAACAGCAAUUCAGGAGCCUGUAUACCCUCCAAUUGUACCGUCGCUGACCGCUAAAAGUAAGUCUGCAAAAGGACGUCAGAUUGCAGAACACCUUGACAAAAUACGUGCCGCCGAUGUGCAGGAAAAACUGACAUUCCUCACACGAGUUCAGCGAAAGAAGUAUGUGUUGUGUCCGCAAACCUUUGCUCUUAAUGCUGAUAAAUGGUAUCAGCACUUCACAAAGACUGCAUACCUACCUGGCUUACCUGAGAAGUUCAUUGUUGAAGAGACCAAGGAGGAAUCGGUACCUGACACUCAGAAUGCGUCAUCCACCAUUGACGAAACUGCAUUUGCAGACAUCCGUUCCCAUGUCUGCCAUUCAAUUUUACAAGAGAACUGGUACAUGAAGAAACGUCAACCGUUCUUGCAAAGGGAACAAGAACAUUAUGUGGCACCUUUUAUGAGAAACCUGGUAUCUGGACUCACACACACUAUGGCCAAACACAACCCUGUACUCCAGCUGUCAAGUUUAGAUCUUGACCCUCAGGUAAGCUUCUACUGGAUGAGAGGGCAGAGGACCAUUCCAAGGGGACAUCGGGGUGGCCGCGUCGAGCCAAUCAGAUUCCAGAUUGAUGAUAAGCCACACAGUCAGAUAAGGAUACCUCAACAACUUCCACAGUUUGUUCCCCUUGAGGUGGUGAUGUCUGCUGAUGUCCCAGAGAUAAAGUUUGCCCCAGACCUGCUUCCCAUGUUCAGGAGACAGUAUGAGAACAAUAUCUUCACAGGAGCCAAGCUUCAUGAUCCAGGCUGUUACGGCCACACCCAGUUCCACCUGGUCCCUGACAGGUACCGCAGGGACAAAAUGGCCAAACGGAAUCUGACUGACCAGGUCGAGGUCUACCUGAGAGCCAAUGGCAUUGCCAGUCUAUUUGCAUGGACAGGAGCACAGGCCAUGUAUCAAGGUUUCUGGAGCCAUGAGGACGUGACCAGGCCUUUUGUGUCCCAGGCUGUGAUCACCGACGGCCAGUACUUCUCCUUCUUCUGCUACCAGCUCAACACCCUAGGCCUGUCCAUAGAGACGGACGCUGGGAACCCCAGGAAGAACGUGUGCUGGGGGACAGACAGCAUGCGUCUGUAUGAGGGGGUGAAGGAUGGGGCUGUGGUGGGGCUGGAUGACAGGGUCCUCAAGCUCCUGGUCCAGUUCCUACUGAACAGGUCAGGUUGACAUGGAGAAUUUAGUGUUUGUGGGAGGAAGGAAGGGUUUUUGUUGAAGUGUUUCCAUCUGUAUUCAACAUUGGCAAAUAUCAACUAAAGGACACAACUGAACAUACAUACAGUACAUCGCUGUUAUAAUCUGGCAGAAUGUAUUCAUGUAGAAUGGAAUAAAAAAAAAUAUUUAAAUGGA
This is a messenger RNA of Salmo salar (Atlantic salmon), 1856 nucleotides long. RefSeq names its product mitochondrial ribosomal protein S30 (gene mrps30). Gene Ontology annotation, cellular component: mitochondrion; mitochondrial large ribosomal subunit; ribosome. Gene Ontology annotation, molecular function: structural constituent of ribosome. Gene Ontology annotation, biological process: translation. The record is from RefSeq and is a predicted model, not a curated record. Lineage: Eukaryota; Metazoa; Chordata; Actinopteri; Salmoniformes; Salmonidae.